AUGCCGAUUUUCAACAAAUACGUCGAACUUGGACGAGUUGUCUUCAUCGCCAAGGGAAAGGAUGAGGGAAAGCUUGCCGUGAUCGUUGAUGUUGUCGACGGAAACAAAGUAUGUUAUUUUGAUUGGCGUUUUGAUUUUUAGAAUGUUGUUUGAGGGGUAAUUCAACUAGUUAUACGACCAGCUUUUUUAAAUUUUAAACAUACAUGUUUUAUUUUUAGGCACUUGUUGACGGUCCAUCCUCCGGCGUCAUCCGUGGAGUCAGAAACUUCAAGGAUCUCCAUCUCACGAAAUUCCGUAUUCCACUUCGCGUUGGACAACGAACAAAAUUGGUCAAGAAAGCUUAUGACGAAGCCAAGAUCAAUGAGAAAUGGUCGGAGACCAACUGGGCCCAAAAACUCCAGAAGAGGCAGAUUGUGAGUUUUUCUCUGCGUUACAAUUUGGCCCUAAUUUUUAUUGUGUUUUUGAAUCGAAAUUUAUUUUAUGUUUUCUAGCGUGCUGGUUUGAACGACUUCGAACGCUUCAAGGUGUCUCGCGUAAAGCAGCUCAAGAACAGAGCCAUCCGUCUCGAACUGGGAAAACUGAAGAAGGCCGCCGGAAAGAAGUAA
Bursaphelenchus xylophilus (pine wood nematode) is the source of this 605-nucleotide messenger RNA. The record is from the annotation of a GenBank genome assembly. Lineage: Eukaryota; Metazoa; Nematoda; Chromadorea; Rhabditida; Aphelenchoididae.